This is a messenger RNA of Chondrus crispus (carragheen), 975 nucleotides long. Its product is annotated as Glycolipid sulfotransferase. Gene Ontology annotation, molecular function: sulfotransferase activity. Gene Ontology annotation, biological process: sulfation. The coding region runs from base 1 to 975 and encodes 324 amino acids. Lineage: Eukaryota; Rhodophyta; Florideophyceae; Gigartinales; Gigartinaceae. Gene Ontology annotation, cellular component: cytoplasm. The record is from RefSeq and is a predicted model, not a curated record. The transcript has a single exon.
AUGGACAAGAAAUCUCAAGCAAAUGCACUCCUGGACCGCCUGUCCCGCGUGCUUGAAGGCAUGGUCAAACCUACUGGUCUGCGCCACUACCGCCCGGAACCUACGGAUCUCAUCAUCGCAACCUAUCCAAAAGCUGGAACAACGCUCCUGCAAAACUUAACCUAUCAGGUCGUUGUUGCCACAGGCGGCGCCCCUCCAUUCGACCCCGACGGCCUUGCUUUCGAAGACAUCAACCAAGUUGCGCCGUGGCUUGACUUCGGUCCUGAGUUCGGGGUUAUGGAAGCUCCCACGAACCCCAGAAUUUUCAAGACGCAUUCGUGCGCGGAUCAAUUCAAUCUUGACAAAUCGCGAUACAUCGUAUGUGUUCGGGACCCGCUGAAGUACCCGGCCAGUUUUCUCGACUUCUUGCUGGAGCCUUUAUUGGGAGAGAAUGUUACUGAUGACGAACUGAAAAGAGAAAUCUUUGAUGAGCUUGUAUCGAGGUAUUUACUUGGGUUACCGCCAAGCAAUGCUUCGUCGGAAACGGCGUUUCGUCGAUACGGGUUGUGGUUCGAUCAUGUGAAGAACUGGCUCUUUCCAUCGCGACGGAAUGUGCUGGUGCUUUUUUACGAAGACGUGGUAGCGGACGUUGGAGCUACAGCGAGAAGGGUUGCGGGGUUUAUGGGUCGUAGUCUUUCCGACGAGGCAGUUCAGACAGUCGCGCAAAGGUGUGACCGACAAACGAUGGCUGCCGAUAGCAAGUUUCGAUCACAAUCCACAAGAUAUGGGUUAGGGAUUGGUAACGCAGAACUCGUGUACUGUUUUCCGGAGAAGCGGAAGGGGUUCACUGAGUUUUCGCUCAGAGACAAACAUGUCGAAGCCGUUCAUAUGAAAAUCCAAGAAACGUUCGGCGUCAGUGACUAUCAAGCACUGCGAGAAUUAGUCAACGGGCGCGAAGACGCGAGUGCAGAUGCUUUGCCUACAGAUAUACUUUAA